GAAGGAAACAGCGAUGGAGGAAUAGUAGUGGAAGACUGCCUCCUCCUCCUGCAGAACCUGCUGAAGAAUAAUAACUCCAAUCAGAAUUUCUUCAAAGAAGGGUCAUACAUUCAGCGUAUGAAGCCCUGGUUUGAAGUGGGAGAUGACAACUGUGGGUGGUCUGCACAGAAAGUCACGAAUCUUCACCUCAUGCUGCAGCUGGUGCGGGUGCUGGUGUCCCCCACAAACCCCCCUGGUGCCACCAGCAGCUGUCAGAAGGCGAUGUUCCACUGCGGGUUGUUGCAGCAGCUCUGCACCAUCCUGAUGGCGACUGGAGUCCCCGCUGAUAUCCUGACAGAAACCAUUAAUACCGUGUCAGAGGUCAUUCGAGGAUGCCAGAUGAACCAAGACUACUUUGCCUCUGUAAAUGCACCUUCUAAUCCACCAAGGCCUGCAAUUGUAGUGCUGCUGAUGUCCAUGGUGAACGAGAGGCAGCCCUUUGUGCUCCGCUGUGCUGUUCUCUACUGUUUUCAGUGCUUUUUAUACAAGAACCAAAAAGGACAAGGGGAAAUCGUUUCAACGCUUCUGCCAUCUACCAUUGACGCCACAGGUAACUCGGUCUCGGCUGGUCAGCUGCUCUGCGGAGGCCUCUUCUCCACGGACUCCCUCUCAAACUGGUGCGCGGCUGUGGCCCUGGCCCACGCUCUGCAGGAAAACGCGACUCUGAAGGAACAGCUCCUGCGUGUUCAGCUCGCCACUAGCAUCGGCAACCCGCCCGUGUCGCUGCUGCAGCAGUGCACCAACAUCCUCUCGCAGGGCAGCAAAGUACAGACCAGGGUUGGACUACUGAUGCUGCUUUGUACGUGGCUCAGCAACUGCUCGAUUGCUGUCACGCACUUCCUGCACAAUCCAGCCAACGUACCUUUUCUCACAGGGCAGAUAGCUGAAAACCUUGGAGAAGAGGAGCAGCUCGUCCAAGGCCUGUGUGCACUUCUGCUUGGCAUUUCCAUCUACUACAACGACAAUUCCCUUGAAAAUUAUAGGAAAGAGAAGCUGAAGCAGCUGAUCGAGAAGAGGAUUGGCAGGGAGAACUUCAUUGAGAAGCUUGGCUUCAUCAGCAAACACGAACUUUAUUCCCGAGCUGCUCAGAAACCACAGCCCAGUUUUUCCAGCCCAGACCACAUGAUGUUUGAUCACGAAUUUACCAAGCUUGUGAAGGAAUUGGAAGGUGUCAUAAGUAAAGCCAUCUACAAGUCCAGUGAGGAGGAUAAGAAGGAGGAGGAGGUCAAGAAGACAUUGGAGCAGCAUGACAACAUCGUGACUCACUACAAGAAAGUCAUCAGAGAGCAGGACCGGGAGCUUGAAGAAUUAAAACAACAAAUUAACACUUUAAAAUCUCAAAAUGAACAGCUCCAAACAACAGUCACCCAGCAAGUGUCGCAGAUCCAACAGCACAAGGACCAGUAUAAUCUCCUUAAAGUACAGCUAGGGAAGGACACUCAGCACCAUAACUCGCACAGCGACACGUUCCAGAUGAACGGCAUUCAGACAGAAGAAGUGAGCAAGCUGAGAGAGGAGCUGGAGGAAUGGAAAAGCAAGCAUGAGCUGCUGCAGGGACAGCUGAGGGAAAAGGACUCUGUGAUUGAAACACUGGUCAGUGCCAGCUGGUUCAGCACAACUUGA
This is a messenger RNA of Mesitornis unicolor (brown roatelo), 1662 nucleotides long. It is a transcript of the gene USO1, whose product is annotated as USO1 vesicle transport factor. The transcript has 12 exons. The annotation marks the transcript as partial. Gene Ontology annotation, cellular component: Golgi membrane; endoplasmic reticulum; Golgi stack. Lineage: Eukaryota; Metazoa; Chordata; Aves; Mesitornithiformes; Mesitornithidae. Gene Ontology annotation, biological process: vesicle fusion with Golgi apparatus; transcytosis; intracellular protein transport. The record is from RefSeq and is a predicted model, not a curated record.